This is a messenger RNA of Impatiens glandulifera, 402 nucleotides long. RefSeq names its product secreted RxLR effector protein 161-like. The transcript has a single exon. The record is from RefSeq and is a predicted model, not a curated record. NCBI's taxonomy places the organism in Eukaryota, Viridiplantae, Streptophyta, Magnoliopsida, Ericales, Balsaminaceae. The coding region runs from base 1 to 402 and encodes 133 amino acids.
AUGGAGGAUUGUAACUCGAGCAAGUAUCCUAUGGAAGCAAAGUUGCAGCUCGAAAAAGAUGUGGAAGGAAGCAUAGUGGAUCCGAAGGAGUAUAGGCGUAUCAUCGGGUGUCUUAGGAACUUGACACACACUCAACCUGAUAUCUCCUAUGCAGUUGGCAUAGUGAGUCGUUACAUAAAGAAGCCUACCACUCUACACCAACAGACAGUAAAACACAUUAUUCGUUACAUGAAGGGAACGAUGAUAUAUGGGAUUCAGUUAAGAAGAGGACGAGAAGUUGAAGAACUCGUUGGUUUUAUUUACAGCGACUUGGCUGGUGACACAGACGACGGAAAAAGUACUGGAGGGAUGGUGUUUUAUCUCAAUGGGAAUCUGAUCACGUUGCAAUCUCAAAAGCAUUGA